Messenger RNA from Parnassius apollo (apollo), 915 nucleotides. The record is from the annotation of a GenBank genome assembly. NCBI's taxonomy places the organism in Eukaryota, Metazoa, Arthropoda, Insecta, Lepidoptera, Papilionidae.
AUGGAAGAACAUGAUUAUCAAUUACAUGUAUUGAAAAAAGAAGAAGCUAGGAAAGAAAAACAAACAGAUAAAGCGAAUAAUAGUCUUGUAUUCACAGUAGAUCUUCAAGCAGUUUUAAUGGCACCUAAGUCAAAUGUCAGCACAUUGUACUACAAAACAAAGCUUCAAGUGCAUAAUUUGUGCUUUUAUAAUAAUAUCAGCAAAGAUGGUUAUUGUUUUGUAUGGAAUGAAACGGAAGGGGGGCUUAAUGCAGAUGAGUUUGCUUCUAUUUGGACAUAUUUUAUUGAGAAAAAGAUUCUACCUAAAGUGGAAAACAAAACAGAUAUACGUAUUAUUAUUUAUUCGGAUGGCUGUGGUUAUCAAAAUCGCAAUGUGACUAUGUCAAAUGCGCUAUUAAAUAUGGCAGUUAAAAACAAAAUAACCAUCGAGCAGAAAUAUUUAGAAGUCGGCCAUACACAAAUGGAAGUGGAUGCUACGCAUUCUUUAAUAGAACGGAGAAUGCGUAAUAGAAUCAUAAAUGUUCCUGCGGACUAUGUUCAAAUUAUUGAGUCUGCGCGCAAUAAUCCAUUUGAUGUCAAGUAUUUGGAACAUACUUUUUUCAAAGAUUUCCGUAAUAUUUCGAGCUACAAAAGCAUUCGCCCUGGACGAUCAUCGGGAGACCCUAAAGUCACCGAUAUUCACGCACUCAUGUAUUCUUCAUCGGGAGAAAUUUCAUAUAAGUUGCGGUUUGAAGAGCCAUGGAUGCUGCUACCCCAAAGAAAAAGCCCUUUUUCAGCAAAAAGUUUUGAGGAAAUGCAAAAUUUGCACCAAACUAGACUGAAAAUUAAAGCUCGAAAAUAUGAUGACCUUCAACAAAUUAAAGAAGUCCUGCCAGCAGAUUUCAGAGAAUUUUACAACAAUUUACCGCAUGAUUAA